This is a messenger RNA of Belonocnema kinseyi, 728 nucleotides long. RefSeq lists its product as uncharacterized. The record is from RefSeq and is a predicted model, not a curated record. Bases 1 to 303 code for a protein of 100 amino acids. The transcript is spliced from 3 exons. NCBI's taxonomy places the organism in Eukaryota, Metazoa, Arthropoda, Insecta, Hymenoptera, Cynipidae.
AUGGCCAAAUCGGCAACCGGCCUCAGUGUAUUGGCAAGUAUAAACAAGUUUUUGCUGUUCCUAGAAAUCGUUAGUUUAGCAAAGUUUUGUCCGUUUAUGUUGAAAGAAUUUCUACUGAAUCUCUUGUUGGUGGAAACCAUUUGCAAUUUUUCACUUUUUGAAGGAGCGCAUUCAGGGUGGAUUGUACUCAACUUUGAAAAGUGGCCGUUUUCUGAAGGACAGGAGGAUCCAGAGCACAUGCGGCCCCAGCAUCUUAGGAUCCGGUCUUCGCAGAAGAGAAGGAAUCUCUGGGAACUGGUCUAAAGAGGCAAUGCUGCCAUCGCCCCGACGAGAAAAUCCACGAAAGUUAUUUUUUGAGUCCCUCUUAGUCCCAAUCAUGUCGCAGGAUUAAAGUUCCAAACCGACACGGGGAUAGGUUGUAAUUUAAAUUGAAAAUGGUAUAGUGGCCGCUAAUUCAGAACGUCAUUAUUUAAUUAGCGAGUGGAUUUUCGAAAUAUUAUGGAUUUCUUAAAUCAGGUUCUAUCUUUUCUCGGGGCUUAAAACAUUUUAAAAAUUCUUUCAGAAUACACAAAUAAGUUGUUUUCAAAAUUCCCAAAGUUAGAAUCAGUCUUUCAAAAUGUUAUAAUUCAAUUUGGAGACCAAGAAAAGAUUUCGUAGGCAGACUGCGCAUCGAAGGAAUUUCAGCAUGUUAAAAAAAUUAUUAUUUCAGUUUUCCUUCAGUGUGAAGA